AUGAUAAGAGGGACACCGGAGCACGGAUAUGCAGUUCUAGAUGGUUAUCGUCAUAUGCUUAUGACUAUAAAUGAAGGAAGCAAGACAUCGUUAAAGCUUGAUGACAAGGGAAGGUUCAAAUAUUUUUUUGCAUCUUAUGGACCUUGGAUUAGGGGGUUUGUGCAUAUGAGAAAAGUUUUAGCCGUUGAUGGAACAUUCUUAAGAGAUAAGGAAUGUGAUGCCGCAUAUGAGUACUCUUUUGAGAAAUUGUUGGACAUAGUCCCUGAUACUUCAGAGUUGUGCAUUAUUUCUGAUAGGCAUCCAAGCAUAGAAAAAACACUAUCAAAAUUUUACUCUGAAGCAUACCAUGGAUGUUGCACGAGGCAUCUUGGUGAAAAUGCCCGUAAAAAUUUUCAUUGUGGAGCUUUUCUUGGACAUUAUUACCAUGCAACAAAAGCAUAUCGGAGAGAUGUGUACCAUGACCAUUUUGAACAAAUCCGAAUUAUCAAUGCGGAGGUCGCUGAUUAUCUUGAGAAUGUUGGGUUUCACAAAUGGAGUAGAGCAUAUUUUCCAGGAAACAGAUAUGAUGUAUUGACCUCAAAUAUUGCUGAGUCUGUUAAUGCAAUGUUCAAUGAAGCAAGAGAAUUUCCCAUUAUUGCCUUGUUCAAUGAUAUAAGCAAGAGAUGGUCGAAAAAAUUUCAUGAGAGAAGAAUGGCAUACGCCAAGUUAAAAACCACUUUCAUUCCUUCAGCUGAAACUAAAAUAAUGGCUAAUAAGAAUCUGGGAAAUAAAUUAUUGGUCCAUCAAAUUGAUGAAGACACCUUCAGCGUCACCGCGGACAAUGGAAUCGCAAUGGUCCAUCUUCGAAGUAAAAUAUGUUCGUGUCAAGAGUUUGACUUGGAUAAAAUACCCUGUCAACAUGCUAUGGCUGCGCUCAGACACAAAUUUGGAGAUGAAUAUGGCAAGAUGAUUUAUGAGUACUCUUCUCCGUAUUAUAAGGUAGAGUCAUAUAUACUUGCAUAUGCAGAUCCCAUCUAUCCAGUGCCAGCUGAAGAAUUUUGGAAUCUUCCUCUGGAAAUUUUAGAGAGAGUAAUACCUCCACCUGAAAAGAAAACUAAACUGGGAAGGAAGCGGCUGAAGCGAGUACCUACUAUAGGAGAAGUGGUUUCAAAGAAAAGAAAUAAAUGCUCUCUAUGUAAAAGAUUUGGCCACAAAAAAACUUCAUGUCCUACGAGAUCGAAUGAAGUUGCAGGAACAAGUAAUGGUGUAGUUUCAUGA
Molecule: messenger RNA, 1257 nt
Organism: Solanum verrucosum
Lineage: Eukaryota; Viridiplantae; Streptophyta; Magnoliopsida; Solanales; Solanaceae
Exons: 3
Coding region: 1-1257 (418 amino acids)
Molecular function (GO): zinc ion binding; nucleic acid binding
Source: RefSeq, a predicted model, not a curated record